This is a messenger RNA of Papaver somniferum (opium poppy), 2964 nucleotides long. RefSeq lists its product as uncharacterized. The transcript has 2 exons. The record is from RefSeq and is a predicted model, not a curated record. NCBI's taxonomy places the organism in Eukaryota, Viridiplantae, Streptophyta, Magnoliopsida, Ranunculales, Papaveraceae. Bases 2058 to 2714 code for a protein of 218 amino acids.
AUGGUAUACGUGCAUGGGCAUGAGUUGGUUCAUGUAUAGUUUGUCCCCACAAGAACAAAGUAGCUGAAAUGAGCCAAAAUGGAGCAAAAAUGAGUUAAUAGAAGGAUGUUGAGAGCUACAAAGAACUGAGAGCUAAAGAGAGUUAAUAGGUGGUUAAAAUAACGAAAUAAUGAUUGACAAAUGUGUGGAGAUAAAAGAAAGAUUUGCAACAGAAACUAGAGAUCCAUGGAAAAAAACCUAAAAAGAAAGAAAUAAAGGGAACCAUCGAGAAGAUUUGCAACAAAAACUAGAGAUCCAUAGAAGAAAAUAAGAGUCUGAUUAGGUUUGGGAGGUUUGAUUAUUAAGGAAAUUGUUGCUUGUAAUCUAAGGGAUCCAAGCUAAAAACCAAUUUCUCGUCUUCACCGAUCAAUCACACCAAACAGUUCAUCGUUAACAGCAAAACCUCACCUACAAUGAUCAACAAUACCAACAGAAAAAUCAAGAUUGCCAUAAUGAUUGUGAUUUUCUUCUUAUGUGAUUGAUCAAUUACCGGUAGAUCUGGUUGAUCUUAACCUCCUCUUUAUUCUACCAUUUAUUUUCCUUUAUCUUGUUGUACAAAAUUUUUACUUACUUCAACGAAAGUAUGAGGAUGCGGAUGAUGGAAAAAAACAUGAUUAUCUUUCUGUUUCUAUAUUUAUUUAAUUAUUUAGGACUACAUGUCAAAUUGUAUUCCAUUGUUGAUGACAGGUGAUAAUCAAUGUUAGCCUGUUUGAAAAGAAUUUAUAAGUCACAGUAAAAGAAGUUUUGGUUGGUGUUUGAACUUGGGAGAAGAAAAGGUUUAAAAACUGGGAUAUACAUCUUACUUCGUCUUUGCAUUCGUUGAGUUGGUUCACAUUUUGAUUUAGGUGAACUUCUGUUUGAUUGUUCGGGGUAUGAAAAUUUAGCAUAUGUGAUGGGUAGGUAGAUAAGUGAUGGGUAGGUAGAUAAAGGGGUGCCAUUAGUGUUUUCAGGGAUAUAUACAAGAACACCUUAAUUAUUACAUGUGCGUCCCAAAGUUUAAACCUUUGAUGUAGCGUUUGGUGACAAGAAUUAUAAAAACGGGUAGCUAGCUCAGCUGGUCAAUCCCGUUUCUUCAAGGUUUCAUGUGCUCCAAGAGGUCCCAGGUUCGAGUCUCCUAUGGUACAAUAUUGCAAAAUUUAGCAUGUAAGGUAGAGUUAGCUUGCCCCCCUUGUGAUAUAAUCUCAUCCCUUAUCCGCUUCGGUUCCCCUGGCUAGGUUCCUCAUGAAGCUCGCUGGUAGGUUAGCACGACAACCUGUUAAAUUAAUGUAGUAGUACGCUGUUGGAGCUUAGUUUGUUAGGCGAGCUUAGUUUGUUAGGCUUCCAACUAGUUUCUUGUAAUAGUAUUCUUAUCUUAAAAAAUAAAUAUAAAUUAAUAAUUAUUAUUUUACUGAUAAGUUCCGUCGGUCACGACACCAUUAAUUUGGAGGGGUUACAUUGUGUUAAUGUUAUUCUUAUUUAAGAAUAUAUGUAUUGUUUCCUAGUAUAUAGGAUCUUUGCUUUAUCGUAAUAUUGUGCUAUAUAUAUUCAUGAGCUGUGUAACCAGUAUUGAUAUGAUUAUCAUAAUAAGAAUUAUUAUCUUCUCGAUCCUAUAUUUGUGAAGAUGGUAUCUAUGAGAUAGGGUUCUUGAAUCAUGGGUAGUGAUUCAGAAUCAUCUAACCAAAAUAAACCAAAACAAAAAGAGCAGAUGGAAAAAAAAUCUGCUCCUAUUAUCGUUCAAUCUGAAGCUGCAGCAUUCAAGGCAGGGAUUGUUCUUGAUGAAACAAACUAUGAUUUGUGGUCACAAAUCAUGGAGAUGCAUAUCGCUGAAAAAGAAAAAAGCUCCUUUAUUAUGGGAAAGACAAAAAAAACUUACUGAGGAAGAUCCAAGAUAUGAGAAGUGGUACACAAAUAAUCAAAAGGUCAAGAGAUGGUUGUUGAUGUCUAUGUCACCAGAGAUCAUGAAGAGAUAUAUUCGGUUACCUACUGCUCGAGAGAUUUAGGAUGCAUUAUCUAAAGCCUUUUAUGAUGGAGAUGAUGAGAUGCAGGUAUUUACUCUAAAUCGACGAGCGUUUUCGGCAAAACAAAAUGGCAGAGCACUCUCGAUUUAUUAUGGGGAACUAACUGAAAUAUUUGGAGAGCUGGAUCACCUUGACAAGGUGGUUAUGGAGAAUCCAAAUAAUAUUGAAGCCUAUCGAAAAUCAAUUCAUCGCCUAAGGGUGCAUAUCUUCCUUGCUGGAUUAGAUGAAAGUUUUGAGCAGAUCCGUGGUGAAAUCUUGAGGAGGGACCCUAUUCCUGAAUUGGAAUCAUGUUAUGCACUUGUUCGUCGUGAAUCUGUUCGACGUACAACGAUGGCAAAAGAAUCAGAAGAAGUUGAACCUGCUGCUAUGGCAACUCGAAACCGGUACAAUCAAAAAGGGUCUUUUCAGAGAUACUCAAAGACUGAGGUGGACAAGUCAUCACUUAAGUGUACACACUGUAAUCAACCUGGACAUACAAUUGACAUGUGUUUCGAGCUGGUUGUAUAUCCAAAUUGGUGGGAUCAACCUCUUGAGAGGAAGAAGGAGAUAAAGAAAAAUUCUGGUGCUCAAAUGGCUUCAACAAAGAAAGGAAAUGAUUCCAUGGUAACAUCCGCAUCAGUAGCAAGGGCAGGUAACGAUGGACAUCAAAAUGAAGCAAACGAUUGGUUAUGGUGUUAAGCGUGGGAAGCUAUAUUAUCUGGAAUUGGUGUCAAGUAGUUCGGAUAAGCUGCGUCAAACUCUUCUUGCUGAUGGUUCUGAGGGGGAGAGACAAAAAUAUCAAAUUUUGUUAUGGCAUCGACGAUUGAGACAUGCGUCGUUUGGUUAUUUAAAAAAAAUUAUUUCCUAGUUUGUUUGCAAAAAUUGAUAUUUCUAGUUUUCAUUGUGAAGUAUGUGAACUUGCAAAAAGCCAUCGUGCUUCUUUUCCAUU